Sclerotinia trifoliorum is the source of this 1071-nucleotide messenger RNA. Lineage: Eukaryota; Fungi; Ascomycota; Leotiomycetes; Helotiales; Sclerotiniaceae. The record is from the annotation of a GenBank genome assembly.
CACAGCGGACACUACCUGGCCAGAAAAUUGCAAGUCUGCAGAGAUUGUCAUUCUCAGACCCGAACUAGGUGCGCUAAAUUAUCUUUGUUAUAUGAGGUAAAUCAUGUGGAGGGAGGUACUCGACAGAGGCCUCAAGGACUAGUCUGACUUUCAUCGUUCAUGGAGGAGUAUUGCCUUGCAGGGAUAUGGGAGGAACAUUUACCACACGCCCUGGUAUGGUUUGCAGAUGAUGAGCAUGGGACUGGACCACUUCCACUACGGGGACCAAGCUGGUCAUGGGCGAGUAGGAAUGGAUCGAUAAGAUACGAUAGGAUCUACUCCUUUGUUACAACGCCAUAUGAUGACCGUCCGAACCCAUGGGCUGCGAGCGAUUUCAAAUUUCUUGAUAUUCAGGUUCAGGCAACUACACCUGAUUCAUACGGUCAUUGCGUGGGGGGGGGUGCGAUGCGUAUCGAAUGCGUCAAACUGAUCGAUGGUACUCGUGUUUCUGAUGGGGUGUACCCAGGAAGAACUAGCAAAACCCUUCAUAUCGGAGACGAGUCUUUUAGUAUUAACUAUUAUUUUGACGAUAGGAGGGACCAUUCUAAAAUAUUCCUACCGAAGAUUUUCACAAGGAUUGUGCAGGAACACUCCGAGGCAUUUUAUCAAUGGACUCCAGAAAUUCAAGAAAGACCAUCACCUCCUUCAAGUCAUGCCAAUGGUAUACACGGCUGUGAAGAGGGACUUAUAGUAGCUCCUGUCAUCGGUAGAAAGGGGACUUUCACACUUAUAGGAAUAUAUCGAAUUCCCGGUUAAGUUGGUACUUUGCAAGCUUUUGAGGACGCCAGAAGUAAGACUGAGUCUUUACAAGAGGAUGAGUUGUCAUUGUACGAGCAAGUAUCUGGGGUCAAUGAGGCAGGAAAUCAGAAUUAUGUUAUCACUCUCAUAUAACAACCACUGGUUGACUCCAUAGAAUAUGAUUCUUCAUAUGCCUUGUCUUUUGUUUGCCCCAAGAUCUUCAAAUUUAUGAGUAGACGUCGCACAUUCCUAUCUUCGUGAAUUAGGCCAACGUUCAAUAGGCGGGUAUUCGAA